ACUGCACUCCUGUCCUCACCCCUCAGCAGCAGGUGCGCGUUUCAGGCGCUUCAGCCAAACUUCUCAGACUUCAAACAUGGCCGAGGAGAAUAUAUAUGAGAAGAUAGAUGAAGGUAACUUGUAUGAAAAGCCUUUUGACGAGCCGGAUGUCUCUGUUAAGGAAGAACUAAAGUAUGAGAACCAAAGUGCGGUUUCCUACGAUACACCAGAGACAGAUGCGCUUUACUGCGAGAUUGAUGUGCAGAGCAAAGCAGGGAGAAGUUUGUCUCCAGAUUACAUGAACACUAAUGAAUCGACAGCGGAGGCAGAGGAAAACUCGAGUGAAGUCCAGAAUGGCGUAGGUUUGUAUGAGGUUCCAGCAGGGGAGAAUGGAGAAGAAGGGUCAUCCAGACACUCGUCCAUGUUGUCCUCUGACCACUUCGGAGAGCCAUGUGAUGAAGAGCAGCUACAGGAAGCCAUGUAUGAAGACAACGCCGAGGAUGGGAUGAUGAUGGCCUUCUCACUACCCAAGGGCAGAGGCGCAGAACCAGACGAAGAAGUGGUGGACUACAGUCUCAAACCAGUGCAAAACAGCACUGUUGAAGAAGAGGAGAAACCUGUAGAUCCCAGUCUGCCUGAAAUUGCACUCUUUGUCAAGGCCGGGAGCGAUGGGGAGAGCAUCGGGAAUUGUCCAUUUUCCCAACGCCUCUUCAUGAUCCUGUGGCUCAAAGGAGUUGUCUUCAACGUCACCACUGUGGACCUGAAGAGGAAACCAGCUGACUUGCAUAAUCUGGCUCCAGGCACACACCCUCCUUUUCUCACGUACAAUGGUGAGGUCAAGACAGACAUCAACAAAAUUGAGGAGUUUUUAGAAGAAGUGCUAGCACCACCAAAAUACCCCAAGCUGGCAGCCAAGCACAGGGAGUCCAACACAGCAGGGAUUGACAUAUUUGCAAAGUUCUCAGCUUACAUCAAAAACUCACGGCCAGAAGCCAAUGGAGGGCUGGAGAAAAACGUGACAAAGGCCCUACAGAAGCUGGAUGACUACCUGAACAGCGCUCUGCCUGAGGAGAUAGACGCAGACAGCAUGGAGGAAGAGAAAAGCUCUAACCGCAAGUUCCUGGAUGGCAACGAACUCACCCUGGCAGAUUGCAACCUCCUGCCAAAACUGCACAUAGUCAAGGUUGUUGCCAAGAAGUAUCGUAACUAUGAGAUUCCUACUAAUUUGACAGGAGUCUGGCGCUACCUGAACAGCGCCUAUGAUCGAGAUGAGUUCAUCAACACCUGUCCUGCAGAAAAAGAGAUCGAACUGGCCUACCUGGAUGUAGCCAAAAGGCUGGUCAAAUAAACCAUAAACUAUCAGAGCAAUUAGGCUUUAUAGGUGCCGUCAGAAAUAGACUGCAGUGGUUUUAUAGAAUUUAGUUUUGUAUCAUUGAAAACAGAUCUUGCAAUGAAACCACUCUGGUUAGCCAGAAUUCUGUUCUGCAACACAAAAUAAAGAAAUAUGAUGACUCACUGCAGGGCAGGGAAGUCUCAUUCCCAUGUAGUGAUUGUGUUUAAACUAUCUGUCAAGGCUAGAUUAAUAGUUUUCCACAACUUUGCUUUUUUUUUCAGCUAUUUUGCUGCAUUUCUAUUAUUUACAUCAGUAGAUUAUUUUUAUUUAAAGACGAUAUUAUCUGUCAGUGACAUGCAUAUACAUUAAAGAUGACAGCUAAAAAUAGAAAGGAUCUAUUAAUUAGUAGAUUCCAGUUUCUAAUUUGAAGAUGAUUUUCAGGACUCAAGGUUGUCUUAACAUAAAAAAAAUAUAUAUUUGAUAGAAAUACUCAAGCUGCUUCUAAAUGAUUAUUUAGAAAAAGAACAAAUGUGCAGUGGGACAAGGUAAAAGUAGAACAAAAUGUUUAAUGCACGAUCGGAAAAUCACAUUUACAUUUUUUCUCUAAAAACUCUAAAAAUAAUAAUUACAAUAAUUACAACUCUAUAUCAGUUAUGCCUCUAAAUCAAUUCAUUAACAUAUUAAUAUACAUUGCCAGCUCAAAUAUCAAAGACCUAUUUAAUUUAAAGUAUAGGUUUUAUUUUGAUCCAAAAGACCCUCUCGUUUUCCUAUAAGCUCCUUGGUGAAGUGCAUUUUAUUGUGUUAAUAUUUUACUUAUCUUUUUGUCAGCUGAUAUAUGUUUCCAAAAGAUUUAGUCUUGAACUUAAUUAUAUCUGAUUAUUUUGUAAUUUGCAUUUUGAGUUGUGUGGCAAAGAAGAUUCAUGACAUCCCGUAAUGCUGUUAAAUCAAGUAAAGCAAUGCAGUCAGGCUUUUCUCCAGCUCUCCUCCACUCUCAGCUCUGCUGAAAUAGCACACAGCUCCACAGACUUGAUAGGUCCUCAUGGAGCUCGCUGUUCUUGUGUGGCUUGGACAAACAUUUGAUAUGAAAGGGGAGUUUGGCGCCAGAGAGGCCUAUCCUGCAUGAACCUCUAUGAAUAAAAUAAUAUUUUUACAGUUCAA
Molecule: messenger RNA, 2470 nt
Organism: Ictalurus furcatus (blue catfish)
Lineage: Eukaryota; Metazoa; Chordata; Actinopteri; Siluriformes; Ictaluridae
Gene: clic5b
Product: chloride intracellular channel 5b
Exons: 6
Coding region: 77-1327 (416 amino acids)
Source: RefSeq, a predicted model, not a curated record